Molecule: messenger RNA, 9112 nt
Organism: Oncorhynchus kisutch (coho salmon)
Lineage: Eukaryota; Metazoa; Chordata; Actinopteri; Salmoniformes; Salmonidae
Product: protein EFR3 homolog B
Exons: 23
Coding region: 460-3105 (881 amino acids)
Biological process (GO): protein localization to plasma membrane
Cellular component (GO): plasma membrane
Source: RefSeq, a predicted model, not a curated record
AAGGCACCCAGGCUGUUCUCUGUUAGCUCCUCCACUAGCUGAAGAAGAAACACAGGACAGAGACUCUGAGGGAGACACAAGUUGUCUUCGGCAGAGGCCAUAAGGGCUGUGUGAGUGUGUGUCUGUGAAAUUCUUCACAUUGGUUGGAGCUGUAUGGAGGGUGUGUGUGUGUGGUGUUUUGUUGCUGAGGUUUAAGCUGGUGCGUAUGUGUGAAGGGCGUGUUGUUAGUGGUCAAUCCAUGUGUUAAGGAUUUGACAAGGUGGGUUAUGGAUAUGUGAGUUUCUGUGUUAAGAAAUGAACAGUCUUUAGUUAGUGUUGUCAGUGACACUACAGGCUUGUUUGAGGCUCUGAGCGGUUGUGUAGAUUUACGACAGGACUGAUUUGUAUGCAAGACUAGAGAGUAAUUUUUUUGUCUUGUCAUUGGAACUUGAUAUUAUAUAGCCUAGCCUAUGUGUUUGUAUGUGUUCCAGCGUAUCAGUGUGUGUUUUUGUGCGAGAAUUUGCUUCUGUGUGUGAGAGACUAGCUGUGUGCUUGAGUGUGUGUGAGCCGGUGUGUGUGUGUGUACCCACCAUGCCCCUGCCUGUGCCCGAUGUCCCAGCCUCUCGGAGGCUGACACUGGACUGUCGUUUCCUCCUGGAUCAUCGCGUUGGCAGGGGGGUGUGUGGUUGCUGUGGGGCUCUGAGGCCCCGCUACAAGAGACUGGUGGACAACAUUUUCCCAGAGGACCCAGAGGACGGGUUGGUGAAGGCUAACAUGGAGAAGUUGACGUUCUAUGCCCUGUCAGCUCCAGAGAAGCUGGACCGUAUCGGGGCCUACCUGUCAGAGAGGCUCUCCAGGGACGUGGCUAGGCACCGCUACGGGUAUGUGUGUAUAGCUAUGGAGGCUCUGGAUCAGUUGCUGAUGGCGUGCCACUGUCAGAGCAUCAACCUGUUUGUGGAGAGUUUCCUUAAGAUGGUCCGUAAACUGCUGGAGGCCGACAAACCCAACCUACAGAUCCUGGGAACCAACUCUUUUGUGAAGUUUGCCAACAUUGAGGAGGACACUGCUUCUUAUCAUCGCAGCUAUGACUUCUUUGUUUCGCGCUUCAGCGAGAUGUGUCACUCCAGCUACGAGGACCCAGACAUCCGCACCAAGAUCCGUAUGGCUGGGAUAAAUGGUCUACAGGGGGUUGUGAGGAAGACUGUGAAUGAUGACCUACAGUCUAACAUCUGGGACCCCCAGCACAUGGACAAGAUCGUCCCCUCACUGCUCUUCAACCUGCAGAGUGGAGAGGGCACUGAGAGCCGCUCCCCCUCUCCCCUGCAAGCGUCGGAGAAAGAGAAGGAGAGUCCGGCAGAGCUGACGGAGCGCUGCUUCAGAGAGCUGCUGGGACGGGCUGCCUACGGCAACAUCAAGAACGCUGUCACACCAGUACUCAUGCACUUAGAUAACCACUCUCUGUGGGAGGGGAAGACCUUUGCAGUCCGCUGCUUUAAGAUCAUCAUGUACUCUAUCCAGUCGCAGCACUCUCACCUGGUCAUCCAGCAGCUGCUAGGUCACCUGGAUGCCAACAGUAAGAAUUCAGCCACAGUGCGUGCUGGGAUAGUGGAAGUCCUCCUGGAGGCUGCAGCUAUUGCUUCCAGCGGCUCUGUAGGCCCCACUGUGUUGGAGGUGUUUAACACUCUGCUAAGGCAGCUGCGUCUCAGUGUGGACUACGAGCUGACCGGCUCCUACGACGCUAGCGGAAACAUUGGCAUCAAGAUCAUCAAAACACAUGAGGAGAGACAGCUACAGGAAGCCGUCAUCAGGACUAUUGGGUCGUUUGCGAACACCCUCCCUACAUACCAGCGCUCCGAGGUCAUGCUCUUCAUCAUGGGCAAGAUUCCUGUACCGGGGGUACACCCCGCACUCACAAACGCAGGCUCAGGGGGUUGUGAAGGGACCAGGAUGAUCCAGAUCAUGCUGCUGAAGUCACUGGUUCAGGUGACGACAGGGUUCCAGACCACCAACAUGCUGACGGCGCUACCCAACUCAUUCCUGGAGCCGCUGCUGUCCUUCUCUCUGAUGGAGGACCCGGAGGUCAGACUGCUGGUGCUCACCAUCCUUCUCAGUGUUAUAGACAGACACGACAACACACCCAAGUUCUCCAGCAUCAGCAUUAUAUCAGAUAUCUCUGUUCUCAAACUGAAAGUGGAUAAGUGCUCUCGACAGGACAACCUUUUCAUGAAAAAGCAUGCACAGCAGUUGUACCGCCACAUCUACUUGGCGUGUAAGGAGCAGAGCAGUGGUCCACAGCACUUUGAGACGCUUUACACCCUGCUGGCCCUCAUCAGCAUGGAACUGGCCAACGAAGAGGUGGUGGUGGACCUCAUCAGACUGGCCCUGGCCCUGCAGGAGUUGGCUCAAACCAACGAGGAGUCUCUGUCAGUCUAUAACCGCUGUGCUGUCCAUGCCCUCUCUGCUGCCUACCUCAACCUCAUCUGUCAACUCACCACCGUCCCCACUUUCUGUCAGCACAUACACGAGGUGAUUGAGAUGAGACAGAAGGAGGUACCCUUCCUUCUCCCUGAGGACGUCUUCAUAGAAAACCCCAAGCUCCCUGCCUCUCUGGAGAAGUUGGAGGGGGAUGUUCUGUUCCAGCAGUCUAAGAUCACAGAAGUCUUGGGGGGCAGCGGCUACAACACAGACAGGCUGGCCACACCCUACAUCCCUCAGUUCACAGACGAGGACCGUCUGUCCAAGAGGAAGAGCAUUGGAGAGACCAUCUCACUACAGGUGGAGGUGGAGUCUAGGAACAGCCCAGAGAAAGAGGAGAGGACUCCAGCAGAGGAGAUCACAUUUGAAACUCUGAAAAACGCCAUUGUGGACAGUGUGGGGAUGGAGGAGCAGGAGAGAGAGCGCAGGAGGCAGGUGGUGGAGAAGUUCCAGAAGGCCCCCUUCGAGGAGAUAGCUGCCCACUGCGGUGCCAGGGCCACGUUGCUGCAGAGCAAACUCAAUCAGAUCUUUGAGAUCACAAUCCGACCCCCUCCCAGCCCGUCUGGCACCAUCUCAUCAGGCUACGGCCAGACCCAGAGCCGCUCGGUGCCCGUCUACGAGAUGAAGUUCCCUGACCUCUGUGUCUACUAGCCCUAAAGGUCAGGGGUCACCCUAGGAGGAGAGGGGAACAGGGGGUGUGGAGCUACAGCAGCCCUCGGUGUUAAAACAACUACAGACACUGACCUGUUCCCCCUGCUCCCCAUUCUCAUUCUGUCAAGAGCUACUGACAUGACUGACCAUGUGUUUUUUGCACUGUGAUCGCAGACUAAACAAAGACAAACAAAAAGGCAGCAGUGUGAGAUAUCGACCCUUCACCCUUUGCUCGACCCCUCCCCCCACCCUAAAAAUUCCCAUAUGACUGUCACCGGCUUGGGUUAGACUGUAGCCAGAAAGACCGUGGAGAAGAACAAUGGAUGGACUGAGGAUGGAUAGAACAGGGAGGAGAGAACAUAGUGAUCCCCAGUUUUAACCUUCUUUCCCCCCUGAUUAACUUGCUGCAUGCCCACCACUCUAAACACCACCCUUGAGCCCAUUACUAGUGUCUAGUCGUUGUCCUAGUUUAUCCCUCAAUGGAUGCAUUACUACCCAAAGUGCACCAACAACAAAAUGGCUAAUUGCCAAAUGUAACUAAAUCAAAUGUUCUCAUUAGUUUUAUUGUAUUGCAGUGAUUUAGUUUUUCAGUGGAAAGGGACAACGUUAAAUACCUGACAAUGGAAGCUGUAAUGAAACAUGUAUGGAAUCUAGUGUUUUAGUUUUCAGUGGGAUGACUACUUCUGAAACACUAUCCCCACUCCCUGCUCAGACCAUUCAGUUCUAAGUCAACGGUGCAUUGUGUUUGCUUGGUGCUUUUCAUGUCUUUUUAGGUUUUUAUUUGAAGUCUCUGGGGUGAGAACUCCAGAGUAUUUUUUUGUGUCGCUGCGUGUUAGCCGGGUGUGCUUUUGAUGCUGACCCAAAUGAUCUUCAUUUUGUAUUUUUUACCCCCUUGCUUUUUAAAUGUUGUAUAUUGUAAUCCAUGAUUUGACUGCAAAGGUUAAAGUGUGUGACGUGUGUGCUGUCCUCCGAAAUGUGAGAGUGCCCUACAGGUGACAGCAGAACUAGAUUCAACCAGUCCAACCGUUCCUAAAACCAGUCAUAGCUUUCCCACUUUGUAAGGAUCUGAAGAGUGUACAGUUAUGUUUACAUGCUCAAACACAAGCAUAUGGGUCGUUCCAUCAAUACGGUGCCUUUUGAGAUGUGGAACUUGGUUAAAAGAAACUUCUGAUUUCACCUCAUUUUAACAUUGUUGUAAAGGGCAAGAUAUACAAAUAAUACUAUAUAAUACUAUAUAUAGUAAGUGGCAAAUAAAGUAACAGGAUUGACGAUUUCAUUUUAAAUCAGCCACCCCGUUACAAGGGAAUUGUAAGCUUGUUGUGUGCAACAGGGAGGGGCAAUUGCAUGGAUUUGUUAAAACAUUUCUAGCCUGUCCAUAUGGGUCACAGGCUUGACGUGUUAUGCUUGACCCACUCAGUUUUCACCACAAAACACCAGAAAAUGGCCAAAAAGAGUGGAACCAGCUCACCUGCUCUUACAUUACGAUUUGACUAUUAGAUGGUUAACAUUUCUUGAAGUUUUUAUUUUUUUUCCAAAGGAAUAGUUUCACCAUAUUCAGUUCACAUAACAGGGUUAACCAUAAAAUGAGGAACAUGUUGUUUUUUACCUUAAAAUGAAUCACUAAUCACAUGAAAUAAAUGAUCAUCUUCAGAAAUGACUUUGUCAAAGCAACAAGGGCUUUGAUGGUGAAAACUUUUGUGGGGUUAAGUAUGUUCAAAUCUUCCUGGAAGUCAGAGGGUGCAAGGAAGGACAUGUCAAAAUGCUGAAUUUUGGCACUUUAGCAAGUCUUUAUUCAUAUACAAAAAUAUGUAUUUAGUUCUCUAUAUGGUCUAUAAUAAAGGGCACUUCAUUGACUAUAACAGGCUUUUAAAAUUGAAUAUUGAUGCACAAUUUCAAAAGGUGCUCAUUUUGUUGAACGACCCAUAUAGACUAAUUAACCAACCCACAUUUAUUAUUUGUCAUAUACAGAUCUGCUAUCUUAAUUUUAUCUCUCGGUUGUCGCAGGAAAUGGUAAUUGUAGUGUAUUCAAGGUUUAAAAAGGCUUCUAAAGUUUGUAAUUUCCACUUAAAAAUGUGACUUGAUUUGACCAAACGAAAAAUGUAUCAACACCUACAAGUGUCCAAUAAUUAUAAUCCACAUAAUUCACAUUUCCUGUUGCUGUUGGAUUAUUUUCCUGCUGUGAGAAGCAGGGUCAAAUUAAGAUGUUGUACGUGUAUACAGAGUACAUUACAUAUCUAGCUAUAACCAUGAUGUAAAUUAGUUCAUUUUGUUUGUGUAUAGAUCUAUAAAUAUAAUUUUAGAUUGCACUGACUAGCCAUAGUUAAGGGAAAUAUCUACUAAUAUGUUUGAGUGUGUGUGUGUGUGUGUGUAUGUAUAUAUAUAUAUAUAUAUAUAUAUAUAUAUAUAUAUAUAUAUAUAUAUAUAUAUAUAUAUAUAUAUAUAUAUAUUCUGGAACAGGGAUGGCUUGUAAAGAGACUGCAAUAUUAUGUUUAGAGUUACUGCCAGACAGAGAGCAGUGGAAGAGAGUGAUGAAGAUCUAGGGAGUAGUUCCCUCAGACAUAUUAAAGUGAGAUUGCACUUCCUGAUGUAGCCUCAUUUUGACGAUUGCUCAUUAAGAAAUGCCAGUGGCCAUGGCUGAAGUCAAAUGAGAGUUGUCUUAGGGGUGUGGAUUGAUGUGGGUGUGUUGUGUUCACUUAAUCGUACCCUGACAGGUACUGUUGUUUGUCCCUCCUGAGUCACUGUACAAUAACACAGCCACUUCUUCAAAAUAUUCCGAUUUAAGAUCAAUAAAAACAUCUGUAAUUAAUUUAGUCGUGCAAUUUUAGAUCUAGCUAAGGUGUUUGGUGCAGUAUAUCUCAAGUAAAUAAAUGCAUGAAAAACUAGUCUGUGCACUGCAUACAGCCUAUCGAGUCGGGAAAGUCUGGCUGCUCGCUCAGGACUGAUUUCUGAGAACAAUAACUUGUCUACAACUUCAUCAUCUGCAAGCUGUUAUCAGUGCCCAAAAUCACUUUCCAGCUAAAUUACAACUCUGUUUGUCAAUGAAGCUAGCAAGUAGUAGCUAGAAGGCGUAUUGAGCACAACCAGGCCACAAUCAGCUUAUCAAGUCACUCAAAAUUGAGUUGCAGAUGGGAUACAAGUGUGAUAUAAGAUCAUCUCAAUUCUCAUUUUGCCCCCAAAAAGUGGCAGACUCGGGGGUUUGACACUCUCAAACACAUCCGCAUGUGGCCAGUCCUUAAAGGGCUUAGGGCCAAUGGUUAUUUCAACAUAACAUUGGUGACGGGUUGUCUUAUGUAAACAAGUCUGAGGCGCUGCGUAAUUGGCAGGUCUGUUUCACUGUCUGGAGGUUCUGGCUGCUAGUGGGCAUGAUCCUAAUCCCUACCCAACACUUCAGGAAGUCAUGACCUAUUCACUUCAUAAACUAGGUUUUAUCCUAUUUCCCUUUGUAAUCAAUUUUGACACUAGAAUGAAUGUUUGACUCAUAUCGAUGCCACACAGGCCGUUUUAAAACCAGAGACGUUAGAGAUGAUCUAGUGUGUAGUUCCCUCAGACAUCUUAACGUCUGUAAAACACCAGAGAGAUGUUGCAGGAGGGAAAGCUAGUUAGCAACAUACCCCCCUCCCUGUAAUCAUACUGCCAUUAUUAUCCUUUAUUACAACUAGAGUCAGUGUGUUUAGUCCAAUGAUAGUGCCACGUUAUUAUAUCAGAUCCUCCUCAUCCUUUCCCUACUGAUGACGUCAACGUUAUGAUUGUUUGCCCUUUGUGUGUGAGUGGAGAGAGACGAGCCUGGACUGGACAGUAGAUACUGGUCACAGAAGUAGCUUCUUAGGAAUGUCUCUGCCGGUGUGUCUGGGGCUCGUACUUUCAGCUCAUGCUCUUACAGAUUGUCGCAAAACAAAGUACAAUGGCAAUAAUUAUAAGUCUUAUGAUGGUUUGAGGUUUUCUGAACUAGCCAGAUCAGGCAGUCUAGAGUCCAAUUUAGCCACCUCCGAAACAGACUGGCCUUCCAGGCUGAAAUAGAAUAGCCCCAUCUGAAGAUAGUCCAUAUUCUGUGUUUUAAUAAAUGACUUCUGUACCUGGACGGUGCUGUGACACCUUCUGUACCCGUGACAUUGUGAGACUCCUUCCUUCCUGUGCUAGUGUAAACUGACUCUCAAACUGUGCUAGUGUAAACUGUGCUCGUGUAAACUGGGCGUGCUCUAUAUGUGUCACUGUCAUAACCAGCUGUCACUGACAAAAUAUCAUAUUGUGAUUCGUGUUAACUGCCCAUUAUGCAGUGUUCUGUAGGUUUUGUUUCUACUAUGUAUUGUCUCUGUCAAGUCAACCCAUGCCAGUAGUUUACCGGAUUGUCCAUUGACGUUUCAAUUUUUACAAGGUUCAUGUUUACUGAGUAACUUUGUCAUUGUGUGUGUUCGUCCGUGCAUUCGUGUGUGCAUUUGUGUGUGCUUGUCUAUUCAGUCAUCACCCCAGACCAAACUAAUGAUCAGACCCAGUUUACAACCCAGUCCAUUAACUCCUCUUCCUCCUUCUCAUGAAGAACAAUGUAAUCAGCAUCACGCAGCUCUCUAUCCUUCCAACGAAGCCAAUAACAAGUCACAGUAACAGAUGAACACUACAGUGUUUUUUUGGCAGAUAAUACUGUAGUAUUUACUAUAGUGUACUUCAAUAUUCUAUAGUAAGUACUACACAUGAUCGGGGGAUACUACAUUGUGUAGUAUAGUAAGUACUGUAGUAUUCUAUAGUAAACUUGUGUUUUUCAUGUGGGUACAUUUAUUUUGAACUAAACAACAACAGUUCUGCUUGGUGUAAAUCUAAUGCUUAUUAGAUCUGUUACACCUUUCUGUCCACUCAUCUCCUUUUCCUUGUAUAGUAAAUGUAGCUCUUUACAUUGUAGUGCUGUAGGUCAAACUAUCUAAUCUGUGAACUUUGCACUUUAAACUGGAUUCCCUAGUGACAGAGGCAGCUUGUACAUGGAGAAAAUGCCUUAUGAUGAGUGCUGGACCUGACUUUGCAUGCUAGUGACGUAGCUACGUACAGUUCAAUGACCAUCUAGCUGAAUUUAUGUAUGUUACUGUUUCUUCCUGAUCAAAUUUCCAUGAAACAUUUAAGUUUGUCUUUGCCAAUUGCACUGAAGAUGUUCUGUUUCAAAGAAACCUUUUAUUGCUGAAAUUAUAAGAAAAACACAUACUUUUUAAUUGAACUGUAUGUAGUAUGGCUGUUGUAGAAGCACCAUGUCUCUCAGUACCAAUGUCGUAAGAUGUAGACAUAUUGUCAAAUACAGUCGGACGCCCACACAGUUGGUGUACAUACAGCAACAUUUUAACAGACAGAGCUACGUAGUAGAAAUCAGCAUAGUUCAUUGCCAAUUAGUAAAAGAAGAGACCGUCUUAGCAUUGGCAGUGACGUUGAGGGCUUCCACCAUUUGAAUGUAGUCAACUGGGUGGAACUUCCAAAUUCAUUGGCGGAUCCCUCCUGGUGACUCUUGGAGUCAUGUCCAACCAGGUGAUCAGGAGGGAUCAGACAACCAUGAAGAAAAUUGACUACUUCAAAAUGGUACUGCCCAUGCUGUCACAGAUGCUACAAUGCCACAGAUACAAAGAUAAGUCCUCUAUCUAUCUGAGUAAAGCUCAUCUCAGAAGUGAGACUGGACUGUGGUAGAAUGUCCCCCUGUGAUUUCACCUAGCUUUUCCAGGUGAAAUUGAAUUAUAUUUGUAUAAUAGGCUACAGUGUUUCAAACAGUCGUAGGUUUUUCCAUCACAAUACAACAGCAUGUGGUUGUGUGUGACUGAUUGUCAGACUAUAGGUGAGGUGUUCUCUCUCCCAUAGUUUGAUAGACUGCAGUAUGUGAUGUUUGUAUUGUUAUUAAAACACUGUGCCGCACUAACUGACUGACUGACUGUAUCCUCCUGAUCCUGAAUGUUUGUCCUGCUCAGCUGUUUUUUUUUCAUCCUGAUUGUCAUUUGAUUGGUUGUCAAAUAAAUUAACCUUACGAAUGUUGGCGUCGCCAAAA